UGUGCUUGGGAGCACAACGAAUCUCCAAAACGAAAAUCAGUUGACGAACUUCAAUCGUAACAGCAGGUUCAUUUGCUGCUCGCCGUUAUCUCGCUGUCAAAAGAGACGCUUUUUCGUCUAGGCAAAAUCGUUUAUAAGCGUUGAGCGCGCAGCUUACCUACGCGAGGCGAAGUGGGAAGCAGAAGAAGUGGUAUAAAAAAAAACCGAAAUUGGAAUUAAAAUGCAUAUACAUAUAUACAAAUAUAUUUACAUAUAUAUAUGUAUAUUAAAUUUAAAGAGAUAAUGUGUGUUAUGCUAAAUGGCAAAUAUUGAAAAAUUAUUUUAUUAAAAAUCAUUAACAUAAAGGCAUAAAUUGUACUGUGCGCGUGUGUGGAAAAUAAAGUGUGGAAAAAUAUUUAACAUACGAGUAAAUAUAUGUAUGUCCACAUUCAAGCGAGUACACUUGUGUGCGCGAAAUACAUAUACGUGUAAAUACGAACCAAAUCAAACACAGCUGCGCUGAAACCCACGAUUAAACAGAGAAAAAUUAAACAAUAAAAAAAACAAUAAAAAUAAAAAUAAUAAAAAUCAAAGUGAAAAAAAGAUAAAUAAAAAAGGAACGAUCGGAUAAACUCGCAAAAAUUUAUUCACAAAGCACAUAAAAACAACAAAGCAAUAACGGCACUUCAAUCCGAGCGCAUAGCGUGCACACAAAAUGGUAUUCUACAUUUCGUUUUUUGGCAAAAAUGUCGACCCACCAGAUAAGACAAUGGUCAACGAAAAGAGCAUGGCCUGCAUUCAAGAUGGAUUGGAACAUAUGAGAAUAGGUGCCGGUAACCUAUCAUACACAACAGACAUCGACUUUCACCAACGACCGCAAGCGAUGGUAAAUAAUGGCACCGAUAGUUCAGAUAAUACCUGCCAACAUCGAUGGACACCCACACAUGGUGAUCAUGAUAAAGGUAUCGGUAUGAUGACAAGCCUAUUGGGUUGUAUGAAACCGAUACUCUCAUUCAUGACCAAGACUGGUGUUAUUGAGAUUAAAGAUCCCAAAGAUUAUGCUUGGGAAAUACCAUUCGAAUGCAUAACGGGCUUGCAAUGGUUGGGUAGUGGUGCGCAAGGUGCCGUCUUCAGUGGAAAGUUAAAUAAUGAAAUUGUUGCUGUGAAGAAGGUGAAAGAAUUAAAGGAGACAGAUAUUAAGCAUUUAAGAAAAUUGGAUCAUCAAAAUAUAAUUAAGUUCAAAGGUGUUUGCACGCAACCGCCAGUUUUUUGCAUAAUCAUGGAAUUUUGUCCCUACGGUCCACUACAGAAUAUACUAAAAGAGCAGCGGAAUAAGAAAGUGAUGAUGCCAUCCCGUCUGGUGUCUUGGUCGAGGCAAAUUGCACAUGGCAUGCAAUAUUUACACUCACAUAAGAUCAUACAUCGAGACUUGAAGAGUCCUAAUAUACUGAUUGGCCACGAAGAGAUUGUGAAGAUUAGUGACUUUGGCACAAGCAAAGAGUGGAAUGAGAAGAGUACGAAAAUGAGCUUUGCCGGCACAGUUGCAUGGAUGGCACCCGAGGUGAUACGCAACGAGCCGUGUUCGGAGAAAGUCGACAUUUGGUCGUAUGGUGUUGUGCUCUGGGAGAUGUUAACCUGUGAGAUACCCUAUAAGGAUGUCGACUCAUCGGCCAUAAUUUGGGGUGUGGGCAAUAACUCAUUAAAACUACCGAUACCGUCCAGUUGCCCAGAGGGUUUUAAAUUAUUAGUGAAUUUAUGUUGGCAUACAAAACCGCGCAAUCGUCCUUCCUUCGGUCAGAUUUUAUCACAUUUAGAAAUUGCCGGUCCGGAGUUGCUGCGUAAAACCGAUAAAGGUUACUUUGAAGCUCAACAAUCGUGGAAUGAGGAAGUGCGUUUGCAUUUUAAAGAAAUUUCACAAAACGGCACCAGCAUACAUAAAUAUGAACAGGAUUUGAUAAGAAUGCGUAAGGCUGAGUGGCAACAUGCACAGGACAUACGGCUGGUGUAUGAGGAUAAAUUGGAGAAGACAAAUCGACUGUAUUUAGAAUUAAGUGAAUGCAUGACACAGCUGCAGGAGAAGGAGAAAGAGAUUGCUAUGCGCGAGAAGCAAUUACCCGGUUACAAACCAACCAGACGCUUGGGCAGCACACUACGAAAAAUACAGAACUACCGCAGACGACUAAAUCCACCUAUUGCAAUACCAGGAAAUGCUCAAAAUCAACAACAGUCAUCGACACCUGAUCCAGAAACAACUCCAGAGAGUCCCCUCAAGGCCACCCUGUACGCGCAGAUGAUAAGCUUUAAUAAGACAAAAUCAUACUGUGUGGCCACACAAAAGCCGAAAAAGAGCAGACAUCGACGUGUGGGUUCGGGUAGUUUCGCCGCCGCGCCCAAAUAUAGUCCAAGUCGAGACCGACGUUAUCAAAGCGAACCGGAGAAUCGCAAGAAUGUGAAGCUUGUAGAUAUGGAAACUCAAACCGAUGUCAUGGAUAUAAGUGAAAUGGAUAUUAGUCCAAAUGCCUGCUGUGCAAUGCGCGAUAUCUCUAUGACACUCGCCAAUAACGAGUCAUCUGGUCUGCCAUCCUACGAAGCUUUAUACACAUCGGAACGUAUAAAUCAGCGACAAUUGGCACAACCACAAACCCCUAUGGAAAUUAUGCAACAACUAGCAUCACAACAUCUUAAAGAGCAGCAACAGCAAACAGAUGACCCAACCGAGGUGACUACACCAAUGAGUUUGAAUGGCAAUUCUAUGACGCCAUUAGAUGCCGCCUUCCACGAUGCAUGCUCUAGUCCCGACCAAUUGCUCGACGAUGUGAUCAAUAGCAAUGAAAGACUUGAUAUACCCGACUACUGCAGUUCCAAUGAACAUCUCGAUCGACUUGGUGAAAAGGUGAUUAAGUUUAUUAACGAAAAUCGGCUGAGCAUACAAACUACAAGCUCACUGAACAAUCAAGGCGAGUUGGCGACAACUCGAUCAACAGCUACAGACAAUGGCAAUGAGAAUGUCAGCCAAUGCAAUGGUCUAACAACACAUGAUUUAAAUCGGGAGAUGACGGGAAUGGAACGUAUGACACCGAGAACGAGCAGUGUACGACGGAAACAUCAGCAUACGUUGGAUAUGACAAUGGCUGCUGAUACACAAGCUCAUAAUAAUGCCAAUGGGGAGUCUAAUGAAGAUCUCUUCGAUGACAGCUGGUCGGAUGAAGAGGGCGAGGACACAGACUACAACUACGGGCUUCGACGACGAAGCAUUGGACGUCUACCCAUUGGUCGGGGCAUGCGAGCACGUCGUGGUUACAAGCUACCAAUUAUACCGAAAAUACCCAUACAUAAACGUAAUGUGACCGUAGUGUCGGAUGAGGAAAACACCUCCGAAUAUAGCCAUUCACCAUCCAGUCAACAUUCAACGCUCGAAAGUAAUCCUGAUGAAGUACUCAAACAAAUGAAAGCCAACAAAAGGGCUAUGGCCAAUUCAACAACGAAUGCGGCUACGGAUAGCGAGGAGGAGGCCUCAUCGAGCAGUAGUGAUGAUGCUGAAGAUUUGGAAACUCAGCAUGAACGACGGCCAACUACAACUAUAGCAACGACAACAACACAAGCUGCAACACCAACAAUGCAACGACAUAGACGUGAACAACGACAACAACAACAACAACAACAACAUAAGUAUGCCGCCUCAUCAACAGCAACAGCAACAACAACAACAACAACAAGCAGCACGUUACCCAUUAACUUGCCCAAACGCAGCGAUGUCAUAUCCAUACCCACAUACGAAGCAGACGGUGCAGUGGAUAUGGUUUAAGCGAGUACUUGAAGUCUGGCGAAAUAUAUUACUUGCUGAGUAGGCUCAGGAACUAUGCCUAUUUUAAACAUACAAACUUAUAUUUAUUUGUGUGUCCAAUUAUGCAUGAGGCUAUAGUUCCAUUUUCCCGAACGAAAAAUUUGCAUGUAAAAAAAGAGAGAGAAAAAAAUUAUUAUAGAAAAAAUUAUUAUAUAUAAACGCAAGAAAACUUCGCUUUAGUUCCAGUACCCGUAUAAUUAAUACAUAUACAUACAUAUUACAUACACAUGUAUCUCACAAAAUUUAAUGUCCUGUAUUUAAUAAUAAUAAAUCUACCAGUUUAUUAAGUAAUCAAUAUGUUAAGUGUACAACAAACAAGUCAGACAUCUUGUCAUUAGUAAUUAAUCAUACAUACAAUACAUACUUACAUACGUGUAGGCGUAUACAUACGUGCGUGCAUGUGUGCAUAGACAGAGGUCUAUGAAUAUUUGGAAGUACUCAAUAUGAUUAAGUGUUAAUUUUAUGUUUCAAUUAAACUCAAUACAAGUGGAAUUAUUUGUACAAAUUCUCCUUCGGGUGUCUAAAACGUCUAAGCGCGUAUUGAAUGGAUUUUUUAAGGCGAGCUUUUAUA
Messenger RNA from Ceratitis capitata (Mediterranean fruit fly), 4394 nucleotides. It is a transcript of the gene wnd, whose product is annotated as mitogen-activated protein kinase kinase kinase 13-B. NCBI's taxonomy places the organism in Eukaryota, Metazoa, Arthropoda, Insecta, Diptera, Tephritidae. The transcript has 8 exons. The record is from RefSeq and is a predicted model, not a curated record. The coding region runs from base 695 to 3784 and encodes 1029 amino acids. Gene Ontology annotation, molecular function: ATP binding; JUN kinase kinase kinase activity. Gene Ontology annotation, biological process: protein autophosphorylation.